AACAACGUGACAAAAAUUGUAGAAAUAAUUAGUAAUUGUAGAAAUAAUUUUUUAACUUGUCAAAUUAAGUACAAAGUUUUGCCGGCUUGUCUUAAUUUGAAAUUUAUUAUUUUAUCAAGCCUAUUUGAUUUUUUAAACAUAUUAAGAAAAAAAUAUAAGGAUGAGUGAUACUGAAUCAAAAUCAAAUGAUGAAGCUCCAUUGAACGAAAAAUCUGAAAAUGGAAAUUCAACAGAGAAUAAUGAAGAUAACACAGAGAAAACAAAAGAUAAUUCUACAGAAGGCAAAGAAAGUAUCAAUAAUGACAAAUCUGAAGUUACUUCUAAAUUAGAAGCGGACAUAAUUCGGCAAAUAGAGUAUUACUUUGGUGAUGCUAAUUUACAACGUGAUAAAUUUUUAUUGGAACAAAUUAGUAAAACUGAAGAAGGAUGGGUGCCAUUUUCAGUUCUAUUAACAUUUAAACGAUUAGCAAGUUUAUCAACGGAUGUCGAGGAAAUUGUUAAUGCUAUUAUGAAGUCAGAUGAAGGUUUAUUAGAAGUAAGCGACGACAAAACAAAAGUAAGAAGGCAUCCGGAACGACCCAUUCCUGAGUAUAAUGAAGAAAGAAGGAAAGAAAUACAUUCAAGAACUGCUUAUGUUAAAGGAUUCCCGUUAGAUUCAGAAAUGUCGGAUUUAAUAGAUUAUUUUAAUCCAUACGAAAAAGUAGUCAACAUUACUAUGCGAAAAUAUUUGGACAAACCAACAAAAAGUUAUAAAUUUAAAGGAAGUGUUUUUGUUACCUUUGCCAAAAAAGAACAGUGCGAAGAAUUUAUAAACAAAGAAAAGGUUCAAUUUAAUGAACGUGAUCUGAUCCGUAAAUGGCAAGAAAAAUAUGUGGAAGAGAAACGUGAGGAAAUUAAAUCGAAAAAGUUGAAAAAAGGAAACAAGAAAGAAGAAGAUGAAAAUAAAAUUCAACUUCCAAAAGGGGCACUUAUUCAUUUUGAUGGUGUAACAGAUGAAACAUUAAAGCGAGAAAAAAUUAAAGAAAAUUUAGAGGAACUUGGCGCUCAAAUUGCAUUUAUUGAAUACAAUAAAGGAGAUAAGAGCGGUUAUAUUCGUUUGGCUGUAGAAGAUAGUGCCAAAUUAAUCCUUGAUAAAAUUGAAAAUAACAAACUUAAACUAAAAGGCACAGAAGUUGAACUAACUUUAAAACUGGUCGAAGGCGAUGAAGAAAAAGAAAUUUUGAAAAAAGCUGUUGAAUCUAUGCAAAGUCGAAGAAACAAUACCAGACAACAUUCAAAAGGUGGUUUUAACAAAGGAGGUGGACAUAAUCGUAAACGAAAGCAAAAUAGACGCGAUAAUCAAACAGAUGACAUUGAAGGUGAUGAUGGUGAACCGCCUGCAAAACAAGAAAAAGAAGUAAACUAAAAUAUUUUCACACAUUACUUCAAAUACUUGAACGUAUGUACCUAUCCAAAUUAGGUACAAAAUAUUUUUAACUUUAUAAUAUUUGAAACUAAAUGUUAAUUUUAAGUGAAUUUUACCUUUAAUUUCUCAAUCUAUUGAUUAGAGCAACUUCAAUAAAAAUUUUUUGAAGAG
Condylostylus longicornis is the source of this 1576-nucleotide messenger RNA. It is a transcript of the gene La, whose product is annotated as la protein homolog. Gene Ontology annotation, molecular function: RNA binding. Lineage: Eukaryota; Metazoa; Arthropoda; Insecta; Diptera; Dolichopodidae. The record is from RefSeq and is a predicted model, not a curated record. Gene Ontology annotation, cellular component: cytoplasmic stress granule; cytosol; ribonucleoprotein complex. The coding region runs from base 161 to 1405 and encodes 414 amino acids. Gene Ontology annotation, biological process: RNA processing; positive regulation of translation. The transcript has 3 exons.